Messenger RNA from Phragmites australis (common reed), 2763 nucleotides. RefSeq lists its product as uncharacterized. Gene Ontology annotation, biological process: mRNA splicing, via spliceosome. The transcript has 8 exons. The record is from RefSeq and is a predicted model, not a curated record. Gene Ontology annotation, molecular function: RNA binding; protein binding. The coding region runs from base 78 to 2444 and encodes 788 amino acids. Gene Ontology annotation, cellular component: catalytic step 2 spliceosome. Lineage: Eukaryota; Viridiplantae; Streptophyta; Magnoliopsida; Poales; Poaceae.
UUUUUUUCUCCCGGAGACGACCCCGCCUUUUGCCCGUAUCUCUCCGCAAACCCACAAAGCCCCCUACUCCUCGCUCGAUGGCCGCCUCCGCCUCGCCCGCCGCCUCCCCGCCGCGCCACCGCCGCCACAACCACCGCGACGAAGACUCCCCGCGCCGCCGCAAGCUCCGCUCGUCCCCAUCCCCACCCCGCUCGCCAUCCCCCGACGCCGACCGCCGUCGCAGAUCUAGGGCUUCCCCGCCCGACCCCAACCGCCGCCGCGGACGCGACGCCAAUCCCUCUGAGAACAACGGCCACGCCAACCCCGGCAGGGACGCCGACGACGACGGCCCGCCCCGGCGCGCUAGGGUCUCGGAUGGGGAGGAGGAUGGCGACCGUGGGAGGAGGCGCGCUAGGGUUUCCGACGACGAGAACGAGGACGGCCGCCGGCGGAGGCGGGCUAGGGCAUCGGAUGAUGAUAGAGACGACCGCCGCGGCAAGCGCGACCGGGAGAGGGACAGCCGUCGCCACCGCCGCCGGAGUCCCAGCUCCGAGUCGGGAUCCUCCCCUGACGACCGCCGCAGCCGUCGCCACCGCCGUGAUGAGAGCUCGAGGCGGCGGGAUGACCGCAGGCGCCGGGAGGACGGCCGAGACGAGCGCCAGAGGAGAAGCCGUGAGAAGAGGGAGCCCACGCCGCUGCCCCCGCCGCCACCAUUGCUGCCGGAGAUGAUCCCUGGGCGCACGGGUGGGAUCUACAUCCCGCCCUUCCGCAUGGCGCAGAUGAUGCGGGAGGUGGAGGACAAGGCGAGCCCCGAGUACCAGCGGCUCAGCUGGGAUGCUCUCAAGAAGAGCAUCAACGGGCUGGUAAACAAGGUGAAUGCGACCAAUAUCAAGAAUAUAGUGCCGGAACUCUUCGCUGAGAACCUUGUUCGUGGGCGGGGGCUCUUCUGCCAAUCGUGCAUCAAAUCACAGAUGGCCUCACCUGGGUUCACUGAUGUGUUUGCUGCACUUGUUGCGGUUGUGAAUACCAAGUUCCCUGAGAUUGGACGCAUGCUUCUUGUUCGUGUUGUGCUCCAGCUGAAGAGGGCAUAUAAGCGAAAUGACAAGCCCCAAUUGCUUGCAGCUACCAAGUUCAUUGCACACUUAGUUAAUCAGGUGGUGGCGCAUGAGCUCGUAGCGUUGGAGCUUCUUACAGUACUUCUUGAGAAUCCAACUGAUGAUAGUGUUGAGGUGGCAGUCGGAUUCGUUAAAGAAUGUGGGGCAAUGCUGCAGGACUUGUCUCCACAAGGGCUUCAUGCUAUUUUUGAAAGAUUUCGAGGCAUACUUCAUGAAGGUGAAAUAGACAAGCGUGUGCAGUUCCUAAUAGAAGGCCUUUUUGCAAUUAGAAAGGCUAAAUUUCAGGGAUUCCCAGCCAUCCGUCCAGAGUUGGAUCUUGUGGAGCAGGAAGACCAAUUUACUCACGAGAUAUCCCUUGAAGAUGAGCUAGAUCCUGAGACCAAUCUAAAUGUUUUCAGGGCGAACCCAAAUUUCAUUGAAGAUGAGAAGGCCUACGAGAACCUGAAGAGUAGCAUUCUGGGAGCAGAAUCUUCUAAUGAAGAAGAAGGAUCUGAUGCUGCAUCUGAUGAUGAGGACGACGAAGAAUCUGAUGAAGAAGAGGAUGAAGAACAGAUGGAGAUAAGGGAUAGAACUGAGACCAAUCUCGUGAAUCUUAGAAGAACAAUAUAUUUGACUAUUAUGUCUAGUGUUGAUUUUGAAGAAGCCGGUCACAAGCUUAUGAAAAUUAAACUUGAGCCUGGUCAAGAGAUGGAGCUGUGUAUUAUGCUUCUUGAAUGUUGCAGUCAAGAGAGAACAUACCUUCGGUAUUAUGGGUUGCUAGGGCAGCGGUUUUGCAUGAUCAAUAAAGUGUACCAAGAGAACUUUGAAAAGUGUUUUGUGCAACAGUAUUCGAUGAUUCAUCGUCUUGAAACAAAUAAGUUGAGGAAUGUUGCCAAGUUUUUUGCGCAUUUGUUGGGGACUGAUGCACUCCCUUGGCAUGUUUUGGCUUACAUCCGGUUGACAGAGGAAGAUACGACGUCAUCUUCUCGAAUUUUUAUAAAAAUUCUAUUUCAGGAAUUAUCGGAACAUCUUGGCAUACGCUUACUCAACGAGAGACUGAAUGAUCCUAGUAUGCAAGGUUCCUUCGAGUCAAUCUUCCCAAGGGAUCAUCCGAAGAAUACUAGGUUCUCUAUCAAUUUCUUCACAUCCAUCGGUCUUGGGGGUAUCACAGAGAGCCUGAGGGAGUACUUGAAGAACAUGCCACGCCUCAUAAUGCAGCAGCAGAAGCCUGCAUCAUCUGAGUCAGAAUCUGGUGGAUCUGAAUCUGGUUCAGAAAGCUCUGGCGGGUCUAGUUCUGAGUCUGAGUCCGAGUCAGAAUCAAGCUAUGAUGAGAGUGACAAGAGACGGAGUAAGAGAAGGAAGAGGACUUGAGUGAACAUCCAACUGUUCUUAUUGAGUUGUCGUUUUCGUUUUUGUUCAGAUUAGCUGCUUUACUUGGACCGACCUAUAUUGUGUAUGCAUGUGCAAUAUGAGGAAGCUGCUGAUGUGUUCAGUCAUAAUCAGAAAGCUGUACUGUGUAAAAAUACUAGCCAAACUUGUACCAGCUGGUACCUUGUACUGUAAUCGUGUGGUGACGAGUCAAAGCAACAAAAGGCUACCAGAAAAUUCUUUGUUCUUUUCCACAAUUUUUUAGACAGAAAGUUUUGUACGUCGAGAAUUUGUUAUCCUGAGCAGAGUGAAAUAUUUUUCA